Molecule: messenger RNA, 1338 nt
Organism: Thecamonas trahens ATCC 50062
Lineage: Eukaryota; Apusomonadida; Apusomonadidae
Product: peroxisome assembly factor 1
Exons: 1
Coding region: 9-1001 (330 amino acids)
Biological process (GO): protein import into peroxisome matrix
Cellular component (GO): peroxisomal membrane
Molecular function (GO): zinc ion binding
Source: RefSeq, a predicted model, not a curated record
CAGGCAACAUGGACGAGGCACUUGUGGAGAAUGUGGUGUACUCGAGAGCUGGUGCUGCUGAUUCGUAUGUGUUCAACUCGUCACUGACCAAUGUCUACCGUCCGCGCAUUGUCGAUGCCCUGCGGUAUGUGACAGACUCGCCACAGGCUUGGUUGGAGAGCCACAAAGCCAUGGUCUCGGCAGCUCUUGCUCUUCUUCUCCAUCAUGCCUCGCUCCUGUCGCAUGAUGCUACCUUUGGCGGCUUGCUCUACAACAUGGUCUAUCGCGUCUCAUCACCAUCGGGCGAGCUCAUCCCGCCGUCUAUGCCUCGCAAACUGCUCCAUGUCGCCGCAUCCACAGCUGGCCUCUGGGCCUGGAUCCGUCUCGACAGCUGCGCCGAUAGCCUGCCCAUGCUCGAUGUGAGUGCCGACGACCUCCGCGGAUCACCGUGGCAAGCUGGUGCUGCUGUAUUGACUGCAGCGAGGCGGACAGGCACCCGCCGCACGCUCGGUGGCGCCAUCCUCCGUACUGUCCUCUGGCUUGUCCGCGCCGCGUCGCUCGUCAACGCCCUCGUCUUUCUCCGCUCCGGUGCCUACGUCUCGCUCCUGGACCGAGUCUUAGGCAUGCAGCUUGUGCGGAGCGCACCGGGGCGAGCCCGCUUUGUCGCGCUGCACUUUAUGGACCGGACGCUUGGCUGGAUCGCGCUCUCUAAUGCCCUCGCAGCCCUUCUCCCGCUCAUCAACAUCGAGCGGGUCAAGACGGCGCUCGACUACGCUGCGUCGUCGGCAGUUCGCGCCGCCACAUCCGUCCUUGUCGGCCCGGCCGCCGACACCGGCGCCAAGCAUGUGCCGACCGGCUGCAUCGUGUGCGGCGUCAACGCCGCAAGCUUUGCCUUUCGGCUCGAGCCUUGCCACCACUCUGGCUGCUACUACUGCCUUGCUGCGCACCGUGCCCGCGACCCGGGGGCGUUUUCGUGCCCGCGAUGCGCAUCGGGAGUGAGCGGCAUCGAGCGAGUGCCGUAGCCGAGUCACGCCGGCUUUUAGGCCGCAUCCGGCUCGUACGCCUCGUCCGGAACCACGAAAAACUCGACAAAGAUCAGCUCGUCGCCGCGGUUGAUCAUGUGCUGCAGCGAGAGAAUGCCCUCGGUGUUGACCCGGAUGGAGGUCUUGGACGCGAGCGCGAGCGCCCGGAGCGAGGCGUGGACAAGCUCGGUCUUGUACUCGUUGGUGAUGAGCUCGACAGUAUCAAACGACUCGAUGAGGGCAGCAGCACCGGGGCCGACUUCUGCCGUGCCCCCGCUGGUGCCGCCGCCGUCCGACGUGUGCGGGAACUCGAUGGCACAUGAGCCGGCCGAGCCGC